Messenger RNA from Aspergillus neoniger CBS 115656, 1172 nucleotides. Its product is annotated as dodecenoyl-CoA isomerase. Lineage: Eukaryota; Fungi; Ascomycota; Eurotiomycetes; Eurotiales; Aspergillaceae. Gene Ontology annotation, cellular component: peroxisomal matrix. The coding region runs from base 261 to 1097 and encodes 278 amino acids. The transcript is spliced from 2 exons. The record is from RefSeq and is a predicted model, not a curated record. Gene Ontology annotation, biological process: fatty acid beta-oxidation.
UAAGACUUGAGGGUUUCCUGGAAUUGCUUUUUAUCUAGAACUGUCACUCGCCGAAUACUUCCAUCUGACCUUGCAAGUGUGCAUUUUGGGAAGGUUACACAGCAUCUCCUUGUUUCUUUCUUUUGAAGCGGGUUUAAACCCUCCGGGUCUCCGAUAGUCACUAUCCAACAAGUCUAUACCUAGCGUAACCCCUAUCUACUACUAUUUACACACUCUCUUCUCUGUGACAGCACAACACACAAACCACCCCGAUCUCCAACAUGGCUACUACCACCACCGAAGACCCCAUCAAACUCACAUACCAAGGCCGUCUGGCAAUAAUCACCCUCAACCGGCCCAAGAAACUCAAUGCCCUAGACGCAGACCUCUACUACCUCCUCGGCGAACGUCUCCGCGAAGUAGACAAGCGCGAUGACAUCUACAUCACCAUUCUUACAGGCUCAGGACGUUACUUCUCCGCCGGCGCGGACGUAAACUCCACCCGCCCCGGCGCGGGCCUCGGCACCUCCGCACGACGAGACCUUGCCCGAUCCUUCGUAAUAAACAACUACGACAUCACACACACAUUCGCGCACCACUCGAAGAUCCUCAUCGCGGCACUCAACGGCCCCGCCGUCGGACUCUCCGCGGCCCUCAUCGCCCUCGCGGACUUCAUCUACGCCGCGCCGCACACCUUCCUCCUCACGCCGUUCGCCUCGCUGGGUCUUGUAGCGGAGGGCGGGUCGUCGCGGGCGUUUGUGGAACGGUUGGGCAUUGCGAAGGCCAACGAGGCGCUUAUUAUGAGUAAGCGGAUUACGUGUGAGGAGUUGGUGGCUACGGGGUUCGUGAAUAAGGUGUUUACGGCGCCGAGUGGGAAGAGUGAUGAUAGUGAGGGGUUCCUGGGGUUGGUGUUGCAGGAGGUCGAGGAGAGGUUGGGGUUGCAUUUGAAUCAGGAUAGUUUGCUGAAGAUUAAGGAGUUGAUUAGACGGCCUGAGAGGGAGGUGUUGGAUCGUCAGAAUGGGUUGGAGGUUUUUGGGGGCCUUGAGAGGUUCUUGAGUGGUGUGCCGCAGGAGGAGUUUAGGAGGUUGGCGAGUGGGGAGAAGAAGCAUAAGUUGUGAGUGGUUGGGUUGGGUUGUGGGGGUAUAUAGUAGUGGUAGUAGUAUAUAGGGGAUAGAUGGUAGAGAGGUGAAGGU